CCGCGGCAGGGGCGUGGUUUAGGUUUUAACCAGCCCACAGUCUGACUCGGCUUUACACUGAGAAAACAAGACACUCUCUUUGUCUAACAGGACGUUUCACACAACUGCAACCAUCUCAACGACCUCCAGAUGAUGCCGUGACCUCAGAGCUGCAGAGCAGAGGCUGUCUCAGGUGUCAGUGAUGGACGACCUGUGGUGCGUGGCUGCAGGUGUGUUCCAGGUGUGGAUGUUUGUGGUGGUGUUCUUCAUCAUGCUGCCCGCCAUGUUCGGCCUCUCCCUGGGCGUCACCGGGGUCUACAUCCAGAUCCUGGUCAGAAUCCUGGAGUGGGCCACGUUACGGAUCCAGAGAGGACGGCAGCAGCAGCCCAGUGUUCCUGUCCCUCUGCCCAACGGGAUCAUUGAGCGAGCGGGCGGCUCGAUGGAGGAGGAGAUGGAGCAGCUGCGGAGCUCUCGGUCUCUGGCCGGAGGAGAGUUCGCUCUGAGCGACGUCUUCUACUUCUACAAGAAAGGUGUGGAGAGCAUCGUGGACGACCAGGUGACCCAGCGCUUCUCCUCCGAGGAGCUGGCCUCCUGGAACCUCCUCACACGCACCAACCAGAACUUCCGCUACAUCAGCCUCCGCCUCACCGUCAUCUGGGGCCUCGGCGUCUUCGUACGAUACUGCGUCCUGUUCCCGCUCAGGAUCACUCUGGCCAUCAUCGGCCUCUCGUGGCUCGUGAUCGGAACGACUCUGGUUGGAUUUCUGCCUGAGAGCAGUGUGAAGAACUGGCUGAGUGAACUGGUCCAUCUGACCUGCUACAGGAUCUGUGCCAGAGGACUGUCAGCCACCAUCCACUACCACAACAAAGAGAACAAACCUCAGAAAGGAGGAAUCUGUGUCGCUAACCACACCACACCCAUCGAUGUUGUGAUUCUGGCCAAUGACGGCUGCUACGCCAUGGUGGGUCAGAUUCACGGAGGGCUGAUGGGAGUCAUUCAGAGGUCGAUGGUGAGGUCCUGUCCUCACGUCUGGUUCGAGAGGUCGGAGAUGAAGGACCGGCACACGGUGACCAGCAGACUCAGAGCUCACGUCACAGCAAAAACCAAACUGCCCAUCCUGAUAUUUCCUGAAGGAACCUGCAUCAACAACACUUCAGUCAUGAUGUUUAAGAAGGGAAGCUUUGAGAUCGGAGGAACCAUUUACCCCGUCGCUAUCAAGUACGACCCUCGCUUCGGAGACGCUUUCUGGAACAGCAGCAAAUACAACAUGGUCAGUUACCUGCUGAGGAUGAUGACCAGCUGGGCCAUAGUGGUCAACGUGUGGUACCUCCCUCCCAUGACCAUACAGGACGGUGAAGACGCAGCUCAGUUCGCCAACAGAGUGAAAUCUGCCAUCGCUGAGCAGGGAGGGCUGCUGGACCUGGCCUGGGACGGAGGACUGAAAAGAGGGAAAGUGAAGGAUUCGUUUAAAGAGGAGCAGCAGAAGAUGUACAGCAGCAUCAUCGUCAGACACGACGACACCAACUCCUCAAACUCCUGUAGUGGAAACACAGAGGAGCAGUGACUCUGAUCAUCAAUAUCUGGAUCAAUUCCUCCUGAUCAGGAGGCUGAAUCUGUUCCAUCACUGAGACUGUGUCCACCUUUUUAACUCUGAACCUCUGGAAACUGAAUCAGCUUUGUUGUUUUCCUGGAGUUUCCUGUAGGAGUGUGUUUGUUCCAGCAGGAGGCAGCGCAGCACAACACAUCAGCUGAUCCUCAGCCUGAGAGACAAUCAGCCAGACUUUACUCUGCUUUAUCUCCGUCACCAAAUCUGAUGUUUGAAAUGUUUGUAAGAAUAUUUUUUAAAGCAAAUGAACUGAA
Molecule: messenger RNA, 1839 nt
Organism: Lates calcarifer (barramundi perch)
Lineage: Eukaryota; Metazoa; Chordata; Actinopteri; Centropomidae
Gene: gpat3
Product: glycerol-3-phosphate acyltransferase 3
Exons: 13
Coding region: 182-1543 (453 amino acids)
Biological process (GO): triglyceride biosynthetic process
Cellular component (GO): endoplasmic reticulum
Molecular function (GO): glycerol-3-phosphate O-acyltransferase activity
Source: RefSeq, a predicted model, not a curated record